Molecule: messenger RNA, 2500 nt
Organism: Dicentrarchus labrax (European seabass)
Lineage: Eukaryota; Metazoa; Chordata; Actinopteri; Moronidae
Product: cystatin-like
Exons: 4
Coding region: 2034-2444 (136 amino acids)
Molecular function (GO): cysteine-type endopeptidase inhibitor activity
Source: RefSeq, a predicted model, not a curated record
GUUUAUAUUGUUAUUAUUAAAUAUAUUGAGAAUGAAUAAACUAAUGCAUGAAGGUUUCAUAUUAAUGGCAAACAGGAAGUCGUUGUUGCCUCGAAGCGUCACGAAGCCAAUCUCCUAAAAAGUUUAAAUGUCGGUAGGAAAACAGAAGUCAGCUGUAACUCUGUGAGCAAGCAGACACCCUCAUAACGACUGAGGCGUCGAAUAAAGAGUAAUCCCAAUACCCCCCACCCGCCCCAUGUCUUCUAGGGCCCACUGCCCAUCCAGCAGCACCAUGCUCCUCCUGCUUUGGCCAUCACUGCUCCCUGGCUGCAAGAUCCUCUCAUCAGUGUGACUCUGCAAACCUGAGCUCAAGACAUUCCUUGACAUUUGUCUGCAACAAGCGCACAACCCCGCAGUAUAUUAGAUGAUGAGAUUUACAAAGAUACAAUAGAAGAGAGGAUGAAAACAGAGCCUUUUUCUUGAUCAUACGUACAUACAAUAAGUAUUUUAAUUCAACACUAAACAUUCAAACACUAAACAACAAGUACGUCUUAGUUGUUAAUGUUUUGUGAUGCUUAUCCAGAAUAAAAGAUAAUGAAUUUGUGAGGCAAGGACAUUUAUUAUUUGUGUUACUGUGACUGGUAAGAAAUUCCCUGCUCAGGAUGUAAAAUUCAGAUUGUACAUCAUAUAAAAAAAAAGAAGAAAGAAAUUAAACAUUCACUGCCUAUUGAAUGUUUACAGUAAUAUUAAAUCGCAAUCUAUUUGCAAUGAUCAAGGAAAAUAUUUACAAAUAGUUCAAAACAAAGUAAAUGUACAAGUGGAGGCACAUUUGGCUGCAGUUACAGACUUGAGUGCAUAUAAAUGGAUCUGUGGUUUCCCCCGUGCGUGUUCAGAAAACUGCACAAGCUCUAUCAAGUUGCAUGGGGAGUCAAUAACCAUUCUCAAGUCAUGCCACACAUUUUCAAAUAGAUUGUCUGGACUCUCAUCACUUGAGGUUUGAGGUAGCUGUCUUCUUAAAAAAAAAAAAAAAAAAAGUUUUACAGGCUGAAGCAGGUCUUUCUGCAGGACCUGGAGGGGAUGGUGUGUUACACCAAAUAUUGCAUUCAGUGUGAUAAGCUUUAAAGUUGCAGUAUAGUGGCAGCCCACCACACAGACACGGACUCAAAAUGUUCUGAGGAUUUAAUGCAGUGCUAUUUGAUAUCCCUAUUUCAAGUUAUUUAAGGGCAUUUUGUUAUGUAAUUCCCUUGACUGCUACUUUCCAGUGGUCUUGUCAUGCAAUGGUUUAGAAUAUUCCUUUGAUUGCAUGAUGUAGUUCUUGCCAGGAUAUUUACUAAACCAGCAUUUGGACAGUCCAUAUAGGGUAGUAUUAAAGUAUAAUCACCUGUCACACACUAGUUACACACAGCUGACUUCCAUUCAGCUUAAUUAUGACUUCUAAAACAACUGCCGAUUGUUUAAAGACAGUGGACACCUGUGAAUUCUGUUUCUUCUUAUAUUUUGAUUUUAAAGUAGGGUUUUUUAUGUUGAAUAAUGUGGAAAAAUAUUCCACUGUCAAAAAACAAUAACACUUGACCAUACUGUUCCUAAUGUGAUAUUUUCUUUAAAUCUUUCAAUAAUUUUAUGAAUUAUGAGCCAUGAAAUGUAGGCCUGUGUGAGGCCUGAGAGGUUGACUCUGCCAAUAAUGCUGUCUUAAUUAAUGAUCAAAUGGCACAUGUGCUUAACAUGUAGAGUUAUAUAUGUAGCCUGAGAAAAGACCGAAACAUUACUGUAUUCCUCCUAAUAAAUAAAUGUUAUUCCGAUACUUUUAUUUUGUAUAUUCACAUAAAUUAGCCUGUUUUCCACCAGCAACACCAGCUUCACGGCAGCUUAGCAACGCGGUUGCCGCGCAACCCAGAAGUUUCUGGUUAGUGGUGAUUUUCAGUUCGGACUUUCAUAGUUUAAUCAGCAGAUAGGAAACAGGUGAGCGUUUCUAGCUGCUAUAUUAUAACCCUGGUUUUGAACGCCAACGUUGGGACUCUCCCUCCGUUACUUCAGAGCAACUUGUCGGGUUUAAGAUGUUCGCCUGGUUUUGUAUUUUCGUCUGUGCCUCGGCUGGUUGCCUUGUAGCCGCCGAGUACACGAUGCCCGGUCAGCCCCUCGAAGUCCCCGUAAACAGCGCCAAGGUUCUGCGGGCAGCACGGUUCGCUAUGGUUGAAUUCAACAGAGACAACGCGGAGGACUUGUUUGCCUACAAAAUUGUCAACAUAACCUCGGCCAAAAUCCAGGUGGUCGCGGGAAUAAACUACAUCCUGGAAGUGAAGCUUGGUCGUACAAUGUGCAAGACCAGCGACACUAUUGACACUGAGCCAUGUCUCUACCACUCUGAACCCAAAGAACUAAAGUGCCACUUCGUCGUUACAGAAAUUCCUUGGGAAGAUUCACGUGUACUUACUCAAAAUAAAUGUCACCAUCAUGGGUCUAAUUGACUGAUUCUCUGAUUGCUGCUGGUGUUGCCAAGUAAACUUUUUAUCUGUGAGCAUUA